AACAAUGGCAGGUGAAGACUGUGUAAGAAAACGCCAGUCUGGCUCCACUAAAACCUGCAAGACCCCUGAGAAUGAGGAAAUGCAGAGGAGACCUGAGACCGAGAGGUCAUUUCAAAACUCAAGCAAUGGCCGGGUUGAUGUUGACCAUGUGAUAACAAGGAAAAUGCAGCUAAUAGCAGAAGCUGAGCAAUUGAAGCCAGCUUUCAUGAAGGAAGUAGACAGUCACUUCAUGGAGUUUGUGAACAGUUUGGUGGCAAAGUCAGCACUCCUGGAUUCCUCAUCUUCAGCCUCCCUCUUCCCAGCUUCCUGCUCAGAGAAGGAACUGCACAAAGCCAAGACCUUGAGGGCCCCUCCAGAACAUGGGAAGAUCUUUACUGCCAGAAGGUCCCUCUUGGAUGAGCUGUUUGAAGUGAGUCACAUCAGGACAAUCUACCACAUGUUCAUCGCUCUUCUCAUUGUCUUCAUCCUCAGCACACUUUUAGUAGACUUCAUUGAUGAAGGAAGGCUGGUCCUAGGAUUUGAUCUCUUGGUCUUUGUUUUUGGAAAGCUCCCAGUCGUCUUCUGUACUUGGCUGUGCAUGUUCUGUGCCACAGUUAUUGUUCCAUACAACCUUUUUGUCUGGUGGGCCCAAGGCUACUACAGUUCCUCCCAUCGUGUAAUCCACUCUCUUUUCUAUGGGAUGUUGUUCACGCUCUUCCAAACAGCUGGGCUUGGAUUUGGACCAACCUAUAUUGCUAUAUCGUAUGCCCUGCCUCCAGCUUCCCGUUUUAUUGUAAUACUGGAACAGGUUCGUCUUGUUAUGAAGGCUCAUUCAUUCAUCCGGGAGAAUGUACCCAGAGUCUUAGCCUCUGUAAAGGACAAGUCCAGCACAGUACCUAUUCCCAGAAUUUCUCAAUACCUGUACUUCCUCUUUGCUCCCACCCUCAUCUACAGAGACAACUAUCCCAGGAAUCCCACGAUAAGAUGGGGCUAUGUGGCUACCAAGUUUGCACAGGUGCUUGGUUCACUUUUCUAUGCCUACUACAUCUUUGUGAGACUCUGCAUUCCUCAGUUUCCCAAUGGUAGUCAAGAAACCUUCAAUCUUCGAGGGCUGGUCCUCUGCAUCUUCAACUCCAUUCUGCCAGGUGUACUGAUUCUCUUCCUCGUUUUCUUUGCAUUCCUUCACUGUUGGCUUAAUGCGUUUGCUGAGAUGCUGCGCUUUGCGGAUAGGAUGUUCUACAAGGACUGGUGGAACUCCACUUCUUAUGCAAACUACUACCGAACCUGGAAUGUGGUAGUACAUGACUGGCUCUAUUACUAUGCCUACAGGGACUUCCUUUGGUUUUUUGGUAAGAAGUUCAAAGCAGCAGCUAUGCUAUCUGUCUUCACAGUAUCAGCUGCUGUGCACGAAUAUGUUCUGAGCAUCUGCUUUGGCUACUGCUAUCCAGUUCUCUUUUGCCUGUUUGCAUGCUUUGGAAUGGUCUUCAACUUCAUCCUUAAUGACCGUCGGAAAGGGCCCAUCUGGAAUGUGAUCAUGUGGACAUCCCUCUUCCUGGGCCAAGGUGUCAUCAUUUGCCUCUACAGCCAGGAGUGGUAUGCCCGCCAGUACUGCCCUAUGGAAAAUCCCACAUUCCUGGACUACUUAAAACCACGUUCAUGGUCAUGUCAUAUGAAGAUGUAAAAAUGGUAUGCUCUGGCUGUGUCAUCGCAGAAGAUCAGAGUUGUCCUCCAAGUAUUUGGACCAAUGACCUAACUCACUACAGACUUUUUCUAAGGGAAGUUGUGCCUCCUGAUUAUUGGGGAGAAACUAUAAUUUUUUUUUAAACAUCACUGAGGCAAACCAGUUGACCUGGAUUGCAACAGGCUUCAUAGACAGCAUCUACUGUGUGCUGUCCCACUUUGAGCCAUUUCCAUGCCAGUAAAACAUUGAGCUGAAGAUGGAGUCUACUGGAAUCCUACUCAUCCAGGGGUCCCCCCCCAAGUUGCUGCUCUUCUGGACAAUAGAUAGUCUAGUCAGAUUUGCUAGUAGCUCAUUGUUGGCGUCCGUCCAUCUUCCUUAGCCAUCCCUUUGCAAUUUUUUUUUCUCCUUUUUGGUAAUGGGGUGUCUACAAAACUUCUAUUCUUUGUGAUCCUGUCUGCUGCUGUGAUGCAGACAAGUGGCAGAGCAACAGAGUAUUUGCCUCCUUGCUCUGAAGAUAGCCAAAGUAUUCCUGGGUGGCUUUGAACUGUAUUCUAUGUAUGUUGGCUGCCUACAGAUUUAAAAUAGGCAGAGGAAGGGGGGAUUGUCAGUUUACUUGUGGCUGCAUUGGAGAAUCAGGGCACAGCAU
Molecule: messenger RNA, 2306 nt
Organism: Haliaeetus leucocephalus (bald eagle)
Lineage: Eukaryota; Metazoa; Chordata; Aves; Accipitriformes; Accipitridae
Gene: SOAT1
Product: sterol O-acyltransferase 1
Exons: 15
Coding region: 5-1660 (551 amino acids)
Biological process (GO): cholesterol efflux; cholesterol metabolic process
Cellular component (GO): endoplasmic reticulum membrane
Molecular function (GO): cholesterol binding; fatty-acyl-CoA binding; cholesterol O-acyltransferase activity
Source: RefSeq, a predicted model, not a curated record